Molecule: messenger RNA, 2788 nt
Organism: Rosa chinensis
Lineage: Eukaryota; Viridiplantae; Streptophyta; Magnoliopsida; Rosales; Rosaceae
Product: pentatricopeptide repeat-containing protein At3g48810
Exons: 1
Coding region: 196-2187 (663 amino acids)
Molecular function (GO): protein binding
Source: RefSeq, a predicted model, not a curated record
UCAAAGGCUCAAACCUUUCUCUUCAACCCUAAAACCCUCCAAAGUCUUCGACUUUGGUUGAUCAGCGACUUUUUCAUUACCAAUUUCUCAACUUUCAGAUGUUUCUCUCUUCACCAUGAUCGAAUUCGUAACCUUUGCUUCAGCUGGGUUUGGAAUUUUGGUGAUUUCGGGACCUAAUUUCAGCCCAUUCUUGUAAUGUAUCUGAAAGAAGGAUGCUCCUUGCUGCUAAAACUUCACAAACCCACAAGACCCCUUGUGCUCAGCACAAACCCAGUUCCCAGCUUAAACCCUAAACCCCGAAUUGAACCCACCCAAAUUCUCAAAGAGUCUGAUGUGUUGCAGAGGUUGAAGCAUGAGCCCCAAUUGGGUUUGGCAUUGGAAUAUUUCAGGUCCAUUGCCAACUCCAGAGCUUUCAAACACACCCAAUUGACCUACCAGGCCAUGAUUGAGAAGCUUGGGAGCCAAUGUGAAAUGGAUGGUGUGCAGUACUUGAUGCACCAAAUGAAAUUGGAGGGGGUUGGUUGCUCUGAGGAGUUGUUUAUAAGUGUGGUGAAGUCUUACAGGCGAGCUGGGUUGGCUGAGCUGGCAUUGAAGAUGUUCUAUAGGAUAAACGAAUUCGGGUGCAAACCCACUGUGAAGAUUUACAAUCACUUGUUGGAUGCAUUGCUUUGCGAGAAUAGGUUUCAGAUGAUCAAUCCCAUAUAUGGUAACAUGAAGAAAGAUGGGAUGGAUCCGAAUGUGUUUACGUAUAACAUUCUGUUGAAGGCAUUGUGUAAGAAUGAUAGGGUGGAUGGUGCACACAAGUUGCUUGUGGAAAUGUCUAAGAAGGGAUGUUGUCCUGACUCGGUGAGCUAUACGACUGUAGUGUCUGCAUUGUGCAGGCUUGGGAAGUUCGAUGAAGCGAGGGAGCUUGCUUGUAGAUUCGAACCCAAUGUGGCUGUUUAUAAUGCUUUGGUAAAUGGGUUGUGCAAGGAGUCCAAAUUUGAAGAGGCAUUGGCAUUGCUGGUUGAAAUGGCGGGUAAGGGAAUAGACCCUAAUGUCAUUACAUACUCGACGAUUAUUAGUUCUUUUUCUGAUAUGAGGAAUGUUGAGUCUGCUCUUGCUGUUUUGGCGAAAAUGUUUGUGAGGGGAUGUAGGCCUAACGUUCACACCUUUACUUCCUUGAUAAAGGGUUAUUUUAUGGAAGGCAGAGUUAGUGAAGCUCUUGACUUGUGGAACCGCAUGGUUCGUGAGGGAUUUGAGCCCAAUGUUGUUGCAUAUACAACUGUUAUACACGGUCUCUGCUCUGUUGGGAAUAUGCGUGAAGCUGUAUCUGUUUUACAUGAGAUGGAGAUAAAAGGUUGCUCUCCAAAUGUGAGCACAUAUAGCACUCUUAUUGAUGGGUUUGCAAAAGCUGGCAACCUUGUUGGUGCAUCGGAGACUUGGAACAAUAUGAUGAGCCGUGGUUGCCGUCCUAAUGUCAUAGCAUAUACGUGCAUGGUGGAUGUUCUGUGCAGGAAAUAUAUGUUUCAUCGAGCUCAAUGUCUUUUAGAAAAUAUGACUGCCGAAGGCUGUCCACCAAAUACAGUUACAUUUAACACAUUUAUCAAAGGGUUGUGUGAAGAUGGAGAAGUAGAUUGGGCUGUUAAGGUGCUCAACAAGAUGAGGGAAAAUGGGUGUUUGCCUAAUAUUACGACAUAUAAUGAGUUACUGGAUGGUCUGUUCAAGGUGAACAGAUUUGAAGAAGCAUUUGGACUUGUCAAGGAGAUUGAUGAAAAGGGACUGAAACUGAAUUUGGUAACAUACAACACCAUUUUGAAUGGUUUUUGUCGCGCUGGGAUGACCAAAGAGGCUAUGCAGGUUUUUAGCAACAUGCUAACACGUGGAAUAAAGCCUGAUGCCAUUACAUAUAACAUACUGAUAUAUUUCUAUUGCAAGCAAGGCAGGAUAAAGACUGCUACUGAGCUUUUCAACAGCACUGGUGCAGCAAAGGAAUGGUGCCCGGAUGUAAUAGCUUAUACUAGUCUUCUAUGGGGGAUUUGUAACUCGGUAGGUCUAGAUGAGGCCAUGGUUCAUCUUGAUAAGAUGAUAAGGAAAGGUAUCUGCCCCAACAUUGGCACAUGGGAUGUGUUGGUGCGGUGCUUCUUUAGCAGCUUAGGUCAUUUGGGGCCAAUCUACAUACUGGAUGAUAUUCUUCGUGAAGGAUAAGAACCAUGAUCUCCCAUGUUCUUGUAAGGAAUCGUCUGUUAAUCCAACCUGUUGAUGAAAUGACAGAUGCAAAUCCCAACUUUAAUCAUCUGCCGUGACAUUUUGUUUGCUUUCCUAUGCCAUGAGGAAGCCCGAGGACUAACAGCUCGGUGCAACACUGAACAACAUAUGGGCGCAAAGGCCGGUGCACCAGGCUAGCUUGGAAGGUGCUUAUACAGUGAAAUCCUGUUACCUGUGAACGUCUAGAGUAGCAGCUCAUAUGGCGAUUCGUGGCUUUCAGAAGUUUCACAUGCUGUGACGCUUGGCCUUGUGAUGACUGUAAUGGCAAUUGUGCUUUUUCUAGACCAUGGUGAUGCAAAAUGGUUACGGCAGCAAAAAUUACUGGUUUAAGGGCAAAGGUCAAGGAAAUCAUGUUGUUGCGCCUAGUAACAGGUCACCGGAACCGUCCUAUGCACUUAUCUUUCCUGUAAUCCACAUGUUCUUUCGCUCUUGUCGGAUAGAAAAUGUAAUGCAUGUGAUUUGCACAUUGUGUAUGUAUCAUGUUUGUAAUAGAAAACUUGGGAAUUUAUUCAACACAGUAUAACAAUAUAUUUUUGCUGUA